This is a messenger RNA of Schistosoma margrebowiei, 2597 nucleotides long. NCBI's taxonomy places the organism in Eukaryota, Metazoa, Platyhelminthes, Trematoda, Strigeidida, Schistosomatidae. The record is from the annotation of a GenBank genome assembly.
AUAUAUAUAUAUAUAUAUAUAUAUAUAUAUAUAUAUAUACGUACACAUACGAAAUAGUACAUUAGCAUACGUUACUAGACCAACGAACUUUUAUAGUUAUUCAGCUAGCACCAUUAUUGUUUUUAGAGUAUAUGAUCAAAAUUGUUAUAUAAAUACACAGUUUUAUUUUCAAAACAUUGAAAUUAUUCAUUAGCAUAUUGAUAUUAUCUCUCUCUAUAUAUAUAUAUGAGACAUUCUAUAUAAUAAUUAAAGUUUUAACUUAUCCAGUUCAUUUAUUCAAUUGUUUAGAUAAAUUGAUGAAGUGCAUUUAAAUAGACUAAUUUAUUGAAUAUAACAACUGAUCAAUUACAAAAUGUUCAGAGGUUUUUUUCAAUGAAGAAAACAAAAACAAACAAACAAACAAACUAUACUUUUAUCUCCACUUAGAUACACAUAGAUUUUAUCUCUGUAUGAUGCAAUGAUGAGAUUAAUUGACAAUCAUUGACAAUGAAUCUAAUCACAAUGAAUCCAAGUUAUUUUUUAAUCAUAUUACUUUAUAAAUUCUUUUAUAUUGGAAUUUUAUCUAGUCAAAUUCAUUCAGACAAUCAGCCAUACGGUGGAGCUCAAUUAAAAAUUGAAUGGGAUUAUAACAAUCCAGCAUCGUUAUUGGAGAAUGGACAAAUUUGUGAUCGUGUUGGCGGGAAAGAAUGUGAUGUUUAUUUCACAUUAUGUUUAAAAAAUGCAGCAUCAUUUACAGAUGACAUAGAUAAAUGUCAUCUAUUACAGCAUACCACACCUAUAUUUGAUAAUGCUGGUUACUUAGAGUUUCGUGAAAGUGAUGGUAUUGAAAUAUUUGUACCACAACCUGUUCCUAACGAAUAUACAUUUACGUUAGGUAUAUUCGAGCAAGAUAUUUUUGGAUCCGUUGAAGUGAUUGGUACAUUAGUUGCUAAUCAUUUUUCAUUAUUACCAACAAACAAUUGGACAAACAUAAGAAUGUCCAGAGAAAAUGAUCUAUAUAGAAAUACUAUUUACGUUAAUGUAAGAAUGCGUCUUAGUUGCGUAAAAGACUAUUAUGGUAAUCAUUGUCACAUUUUCUGUAGACCUGAACCAUCUCGAUAUACUUGCAGUUCAGAUGGUUCUUAUAUCUGUCUCCCAGGGCUUCGAGGACCAAAGUGUGACAAAGAGGAUUCAUGUUUCUAUGAACCAUGUGCUGAUCAUGCAACAUGUGUAAAUAAAGAUGAUGAAAGUGGACGUAUCUGUUUAUGCAAUGGACAAGAAAAACCGGAAUGCUACCCAAAUUAUAAUCCAUGUGAUUCAAAACCUUGCCAAAAUGGUGGUAAAUGUCAAUUAGCCGGACAUUAUAAUGAGAGUUACAUAUGUCAUUGUACUGAACAAUGGACAGGUCAUAAAUGCAAUGAAAGACGUUCGGCAUGCUUAGAAGAGGCAGCAAAAGUUCAGCGUAAUAAUAAUUUGUCCACUGACCAUUACAACAAUUCAACUGAAGUAACGUCCGUUUGUUUAAACGGCGGUACGUGUUUUGAUCAUCCAAUCAGAUUUGAAGUUCGCUGUGUGUGUUUACCUGGUUGGAUAGGAGUUAGAUGUGAAAUACCUGUUGAAAUAGAAACAGCAAAAUCAAAUUGGAUAUUAAUAACACUCAUCAGUGUCGGAGUUGUUUUAUUUAUCACGGUUGUUCUUCUUACAAUAGGAGUUGUCUGGAAAUGUUUCAUCAGGAAACGUAAGGUACAAUAUUUAAAUAAACAUGGACCUAUUGUAUUAUAUCACAAUCCUCGAAGUUCAGCACAGUCCAAUUAUGGUAGUUCAUGUCCACUCAACCCACAUUUCAUGAAUAUUGCAUACGAAGAUACAUCAAAUAUUCCUCCAUUAAUUAAAAAAUCAUCAAAUGCUGCUUACAGUAAACAAUUAGAACCAAGUACAAUACCUGACGAAUAUGAUGAAUGUGAUCCAUUAGGCAUAUAUUCUGGUACAGGAAUAUAUGAAACUGGAUUUCCACCAGAUGAGAAUACAGAAGGUAUUGAUAAUAAAAAUAAUUCAUUAACAACAACAGGAAGAAUAUCCGAUCCUUUUGAUGAAAAUGCUCCUCCUUUACCUGAUCGAUCGGAAACAUAUGGUUCUCCAUCAUUUCAAAUGGUUUAUGACUUCAAUCAAUCAAUGAAUAAGAAAAGACCACAAUCACCAUCAAACUUAAGUACAUUUACAAAUAAUUUUAAUGAUUCAACUACAUAUCGAUCUAUUAUGAAACGUGACCAUAUAACAAAUGUUUCAGCAAUUCAUUCACCUAUUUUUGAGAAUCGACCAAAGAUUUAUAGACGAACCUCAAGUGUUUGUGACGCAUAAAUAAUUUAUUUUUAGCUUUUAAAAUCUAUUCAUUUGGAUGGAUAUUUAAUAUGGCUGAUUAACAGCUGAACUUGACAAAAUGAUUCGUCCCUUUUUUAUUAUUCAAAACCAAAACAAUUAAAUCUUAACAAUCAAUAUUUUGUAAUUUUGAAAGUGUUUCUCUAUUCCCAUUGUUUUAUCAUUUGUAAUGGUUUGUAUUGAUUUAUCGUUUUUAAAUCAUAUUGAUUAUUUUAUGGAUAAAUAAACUUGUUUUAAACCAU